UGGGAAUUGGCCACUAAGAAACUUCAUAGUUCGUUUUCCAUCUCUGUUUCUCUUUCUUCUCUAAUUAUUGAGGAAAUCCACCGAUCGAAGUUGUUCAAAUCGUGGGUGAAAGUUUUGAGAAACUAAAAUGGCGUCCACAUUCAGCGGCGAUGAAACUGCUCCAUUCUUUGGCUUCCUUGGGGCCGCUGCUGCUCUCGUUUUCUCCUGUAUGGGAGCGGCGUACGGAACGGCCAAGAGCGGUGUCGGAGUGGCGUCGAUGGGAGUGAUGAGGCCAGAGCUGGUAAUGAAAUCGAUCGUCCCCGUUGUUAUGGCUGGUGUUUUAGGUAUUUAUGGGUUGAUUAUUGCGGUUAUUAUAAGCACCGGGAUUAACCCAAAGGCCAAAUCUUACUACCUUUUCGAUGGUUAUGCUCAUCUUUCCUCUGGUCUCGCUUGUGGCCUAGCUGGUCUCUCUGCUGGCAUGGCUAUUGGAAUCGUCGGCGAUGCUGGCGUUAGAGCCAAUGCCCAGCAACCAAAGCUUUUUGUCGGAAUGAUUCUUAUUCUCAUUUUUGCGGAGGCUUUGGCUCUGUAUGGACUCAUCGUUGGCAUCAUCCUCUCUUCUCGAGCUGGACAAUCCCGAGCAGAAUAGAGUUCAAGGUUCUAAGACUUGGGCUGUUGCUAGUUGGUGUCACUCAGCUUUCUCUUCUCCAAUAGCAUGCACUGUGAAACAUUUUUCCAGAAGUUAUUUUGCAUCCAUUGAUGAAUUUCUUGAAUUGGUUUAUGCUGUUUGUAUGAUUGAGAAGAUAGGUGUAAGUUGAAAUAAACCUUGUUUUGCAUUUUCUUUUUUAAUCUAUGCCUUUAGGCUGUAAUUUACAUGUAAGUUGAAUUUAAUGUAUGAUUGCUCCACUUUUUUCAGUUCA
Gossypium raimondii (Peruvian cotton) is the source of this 896-nucleotide messenger RNA. RefSeq names its product V-type proton ATPase subunit c2. NCBI's taxonomy places the organism in Eukaryota, Viridiplantae, Streptophyta, Magnoliopsida, Malvales, Malvaceae. The transcript is spliced from 3 exons. Bases 128 to 625 code for a protein of 165 amino acids. Gene Ontology annotation, cellular component: proton-transporting V-type ATPase, V0 domain. Gene Ontology annotation, biological process: proton transmembrane transport. Gene Ontology annotation, molecular function: proton-transporting ATPase activity, rotational mechanism. The record is from RefSeq and is a predicted model, not a curated record.